Molecule: messenger RNA, 2568 nt
Organism: Penicillium waksmanii
Lineage: Eukaryota; Fungi; Ascomycota; Eurotiomycetes; Eurotiales; Aspergillaceae
Exons: 5
Coding region: 1-2568 (855 amino acids)
Biological process (GO): DNA-templated transcription; regulation of transcription by RNA polymerase II
Cellular component (GO): nucleus
Molecular function (GO): DNA-binding transcription activator activity, RNA polymerase II-specific; RNA polymerase II cis-regulatory region sequence-specific DNA binding; zinc ion binding
Source: RefSeq, a predicted model, not a curated record
AUGACUCCCACACCGCCCUCUACAACAUCCUCAAGCGGCCACUCGCCAGAGUUUAGAGUGAUCCGGAAACGAAAUCGAGUCCCGCUUUCAUGCGCCCCUUGCCGACACAGGAAGCUGAAAUGCAACCGCGGACACCCAUGCGAAAACUGCGUCAAACGGGGCGAUGGCCCCUCUUGCUCCUAUGCCCAGACCGGUACCCGGAAGAAGAACUCGUCUCAACAGGCAUCUCCAACGUCACCAGAUGACAUGCAGAACCGAAUCGAUCGCUUGGAAGGCUUGGUUCUCUCCUUGAUGACCAAUGGGACACAAUCGGACGGACCGGCCGCUGCUAUGGCUGCUAUAUCGGGCGAGAGCACGACAGGGUCAACUGGUUUGUCAAAUGAGAUCGAGUUGGACGAUGACGAGGGGCCGGAGAGUGAUACCGAACAGGUCACCAAGUCCUUUGGUAUUAUGAAGGUGGACAACAACAAGUCCUACUACAUCAGUGAAGCUCACUGGGCAUCCGUCUUGAAUGAUAUUUCCGAGGUAAAGAAUUACUUCGCCACGCAUAAGAAGCAGUUCGAGGAGCAAGCGGAAAAGGUCAAGGCUACCCGCCCGCGGACCGAUGUCCCUGAAUCCACAUUGCUCUUCGGAGCCAUGAAACCGUUGAGUCGACCCGAAAUUAUGGCUUCAUUGCCGUCAAAGUAUACGGCAGAUCUUCUCGUAGCUCGCUAUUUCAACACGUACGAUCCGGCUACCCACAUUCUCCACGGUCCGACCUUCCAAUCGCAAUAUAAUAAGCACUGGGAGGAUCCGUCGCAGACAGAGCUGGUUUGGAUUGCCAUGCUGUUUGCUAUGAUGAGACUCGCAAUGCUCUCCUAUUACCGGGAGGGUGACGAGCCUCCGGAGUUUCGUGGCAAGGCUAUGGACAUGGCUGGAUCUUUCCGCAAUUCUGUUGCCCAAUGCUUGACCCUGGCAGACUAUACCAAGCCACACCCGUUCCUCAUCGAAUCGCUGGUAUUCCAUCUCCACGCUGAUUAUACCCAGACCUGGGAGGCCGAUAUCUCAGUGUGGGUGUUGACAGGCGUGAUUGCCCGUCUCGCUAUGCGUAUGGGAUAUCACCGCGAUUCGAAGAUGUUCCCCAACAUCACUCCCUUCCAAGGUGAGAUGAGACGACGCGUCUGGUCCUUUGUGGCAACUGCAGAUCUGCUCUUUUCUUUCCAAGUUGGUAUGCCGAGCAUGCUCCGUGAUGCCGAUAUGGACACGGAAUUGCCUCGCAAUCUCUACGACGAUGACUUUGAUGAAAAUUGUCUAGAACUUCCACCACCUCGCCAGCUGAGCGAGCCGACCCCGAUUUCCUACUUGAUCUCCAAAUGUCGACUGGUAUACGCUUUCGGGCGGGUUAACGAGCAGAUGUCCUCGCUCUCGUCGACUUCCUACGACAAGGUGAUGGAGCUUGAUGCAGACCUGCGCCGUGCGAGAGAGCUGAUCCCCGACCACUUGCACAUCCGACCGUUCGAAGAGUGUGCACUUGACCCGGUCAAUCUUAUUACAUCGCGAUUCUCUGUCGCAAGCAUUUAUCUCAAAGCACAAUGUGUGCUGCACCGACCCUAUCUGGUUCGGUCCCGGGAGAACCCCCGGUUCACGUAUUCCCGACGCACAUGCAUCGACUCCGCUUUGGAGCUGCUCAAGUUCCACGCAACCUUGCAGUCAGAGGUAGGAAACGGACGUCUACGCGGCCGCUGCAUCGCCGUCACUCCUAUCAACGCGGCCGAUUUCCUCCUGGCCGGCACGAUCACCUGUCUUGAUCUCUACCACACCUUUAACCUCCAGAACUCCGGUCGUCCGUCUGGCGACACCUAUACCUGGGGUCAAGAGCGGCGCGAUGAAAUGCUGGCUGCGAUCAAACGCUCGAAAGAGAUCUGGGACGAGACGAGCGACAAAAGCAUGGAGUCGUUCAAGGCAAGCAGUGUUAUCGGCGUCAUGCUUAAGAAACUGCAAAUCGCGAACCCAAGCUCCGAGAAUGGCACUGGAAACGUCCCGUUCGAGCUUCAGGAUGAGAAGCAAAAUGCCGCAAUUACACUUGGCCUCCUGAGUAGCGGAAUGAGUCCUAUGAACCCGGGCCCGCCUCCAUACUCAGAUCCUAUGUUCAAGAUGUCCGACUCGCCCAUGCCGACUGUGGGUUCGGCUGAGAUGCCGGGCGCCGCUUCGCCAUUCAGUAGCAUGUUUGGUCAAAUGCCGGACAUGCAGGUCAACCUUGAUUGGGACGCAUGGGACACCUACCUUCAAAAUCCAGGCUUCGACACGAACCCAACCCCAUUCUGGCCAAUGACAAACCCUGGUAUGGGCGUCCUACCACAACAGCAUCAACAGCAGCAGCAGCAGCAGCAACAGCAGCAAGCCAUCCCAAACCCCAUGGUGAACUCGCGGACUCCUUCAAUCUCGAACAACGCUCCAAGCGGCCAACGCGUACCCAACAUGUUCAGCCCCAACUCCAAUAGCUCCGACGGUGGAAGCGGGUCAAUACCCGGAUUCACACCCAUGUCCCAGCAAAGUACGAAUACCGGACGGAGUCAAGGAUCAAUGUAA